AUGACUGCGAAGAAAACUCCUAGUACCAAGAAACGGCGUUUCGUGGAAGAAUUGCAUGCUCCGGCGAGAAGAAAUUUUCCCCGAAGACGCGUCAUAGUACCUGGGUACGACGACUUAUGGCAAGCGGACGUGGUCGAGAUGCGACCUUACGCGCGGUAUAACAGAGGCUUCCAUUACAUACUCACUGUUACCGAUGUGCUGAUGAUGAAAGCGUCAGUCGUCGAGCAGUUCAGUCAUACACUCAAAAACGACAUGUGGAAACUGUUUACGCUUAAUGGAAGUUAUAAAUGGAUCGACUCGAUGCAGCAACUCAUAUCAAAUUACAACGCGCGUAAGCAUCGAACUAUCGGCAUGCGACCAAUUGACGUUACACCAACAAACGCCUCGAAGCUCUUAACAACAACAACAGUAUAUAAUCACGUAAAGAUUGCCGCUCCCGCACGAUUCAGAGUGGGAGAUACGGUACGUGUGAGCAAAUUCAAAACAAUUUUUGAAAAAGGUUACACACCUAAUUGGGGAACUGAAAUAUUUACGAUCGCCGAGGUUCAGAAAACUAAUCCCGCAACGUAUCUGCUGAAAGAUGUUUAUGGAAAACCAAUUGCUGGAGGAUUCUACGAACACGAGUUGCAACGCGUUGCCGACGCUGAUGUGUACCUUGUGAAAAAAGUGUUACGUCGGAAAGGGAAUAAGGUGUACGUGAAAUGGUUAGGAUUGAAUAGUGCACACAAUUCAUGGAUAAAUAAAGAUAAUGUAUUGUAA
This is a messenger RNA of Hylaeus volcanicus, 759 nucleotides long. RefSeq lists its product as uncharacterized. NCBI's taxonomy places the organism in Eukaryota, Metazoa, Arthropoda, Insecta, Hymenoptera, Colletidae. The transcript is spliced from 2 exons. The record is from RefSeq and is a predicted model, not a curated record. Bases 1 to 759 code for a protein of 252 amino acids.